GGGCUCAAGAUAGAGAGUGCCGUACAAGUCUCCAAUUUUGAUUUUCUUUUUUUGAAAUUUUAUUUGCGUGCUACUAGUACUACUCCUACUUUAUUUGUUUUGAUAAACAUAAGUCUAAAUUUAUGGUACUUGUCACAUAUAUUUGUAGUUAACAGAUUCGAGAUUGAUUUUACUGUUUAACUACUCUUUGUAUUUCGUUUGGACCUUUUCAAUUAUUGUGAGGUUUUAAAUCAUUUUACUUCUUUUAUCCAUGAAAAUAGUUUUUUUUUUAUUAUUUGGAUAGUCUAUUAAAAUUAGUUUUUAUCUAUUUAUGAAAGUUUUUUCUCAAUAAUGGGUCUUAUAUUCUACUAGUAAUAUUUUAAUCACUUUUACUUCUAUUUUUUUUACUUUAUCAAGGAGUAUGUGUUUAAAUAUGUUUUGUCUACAACUAAAACUAACUUUUUUUUUCGAUGGAGGUAGUGUUAAUUUCAUCAAAUGAUAAGAUAGUAAUUUUAAAUCAUACAUAUGCAAACGUUAAUAACCAGCCAAUAAUAAUUGAUCUGGAAAAUUAUCAACGCUUUAGAGGGGUACCUAUAUUUGAUUUGUGCGAGGAAAUACGUUUCUUCUCGAAUUUGUUGGAGUUGGGCCCUACUUGCGUGCGAGGUUGGAGUAUAAAACUGCACCGACUUGGAGCGUAAGAAAGCAUAAUAGGGACGAAAAUCACGACGGUUUCUCUCUCAACAUCCAAAAUCAAUUACGUCCAGUGAUGGCGGCGGUGUUGAGGCGAUCGGCUCUCACCCUAGCGGCGCCGUUCACGACCACCCGAACCUGCUCCACUGCUUUUUCCGAGCCGUUUAGCUAUCGCCUCUAUGCGACGCGUGCACCUCCGGCGGAGCUACUUGACCAUGCCGCGCCAACCAGGGUUGAAAUGCUGCCGGUCAACAUUGAGCGUCGUGUGGUCCUGUACGACGGCGUUUGCCACCUUUGUCACGCCGGAGUGAAAUGGAUCAUAAAGACCGACAAGGAUAGGAAAAUAAGUUUCUGUUGUGUGCAAUCAAAAGCAGCUGAACCUUACUUGAGCAUUUGUAGAGUGAAGCGUAAAGAUGUUCUUCGUCGCUUCCUGUUCGUUGAGGGCCCCAAUUCAUACCACCAAGGCUCUGCUGCUGCUUUAAGGGUUUGUUCAUACUUGCCCCUGCCUUACUCUGCCUUGAGUGCUCUCAUGGUUAUUCCGGCUCCGUUGAGGGAUGCUGUCUAUGACUAUGUGGCAAAGCGGCGCUAUGACUGGUAUGGAAAAGCAGAUGACUGCUUGGUCCUCAGGGAAACUGAGCUGCUCGAACGCUUUGUCGAUUGGGAAGAGCUUCUGGAGCGCAGCAAAUCCAAACAAGAAUGAGGCUUCUUUUGGGACAUGAUGUAAAUAUGUUGCUCUUCCACUAGACACAAUUCCACCACCUUGUGUGUGUGUGUGUGUGUGGUGUUUUUGGUUUGAUGUUUAGUGAAAUUUGAAACCCUCACAAGGGAGCUGAUCACAUUGGCAUCUUCAACAUGAUGGUUCUUGAAUUUAGAUGAAAUAAAUCAAUGUUUCUAGAUAUUCUGAA
Molecule: messenger RNA, 1574 nt
Organism: Salvia splendens (bonfire salvia)
Lineage: Eukaryota; Viridiplantae; Streptophyta; Magnoliopsida; Lamiales; Lamiaceae
Exons: 3
Coding region: 746-1369 (207 amino acids)
Molecular function (GO): protein-disulfide reductase activity
Source: RefSeq, a predicted model, not a curated record